Molecule: messenger RNA, 2695 nt
Organism: Dermacentor albipictus
Lineage: Eukaryota; Metazoa; Arthropoda; Arachnida; Ixodida; Ixodidae
Product: TWiK family of potassium channels protein 18-like
Biological process (GO): potassium ion transmembrane transport; stabilization of membrane potential
Cellular component (GO): plasma membrane
Molecular function (GO): potassium ion leak channel activity; outward rectifier potassium channel activity
Source: RefSeq, a predicted model, not a curated record
CCGAGCGCCUCCGGGCCACGGCGCGCGCGUGGGCCGCUGGAGAGCGGCGACAGCGCUGCGGCCACGUGCACCACGCGCCGUCUCUUCUGCUGCUCGAAUGAACAUGACGCAGUUCAUCGGGAACUCACCUGUGCUAUAGUUGCGGACGCCGCCAUGACGCGCACUGGCAGCGGACGGCCGACCCCUGCGCCCCGGGUCCCGGUGCCGCCGCCGCAGCUGCUUGUGGUGAGCCCGAUGCACGUGGUAACGCUGACGGCCCGGCGGUCCUGGGGCGUGCGCAUGGCCCAGCGGCUGCACACCAUCUCUCAACGAUGGUUCGGGCACCUGCUCCUGCUGGUCCUGCUGGCCGCAUAUGCAGCGCUGGGGGCGUUCGCAUUCCGCUACCUCGAAGGCCCGUACGAGGCGCGCGCAAAGGCGGGCCUCCAGCAGGUGCGUCGGCUGCUCGUGGAGGAGCUACGCCGGAGCUGCGGGAUGGCUGACGAGUUCCGGUGGCGGCGGCUGGCACAGCGGCGCCUGCAAGAGUACGAGGCGCAGAUGCGCGCUCUCUGUCAGGCAGGCGUCACGACGGACGCCGAGCGUCAGCUUUGGACAUUCUGGGGAGCCAUGUUCUACUGCGGAACCGUCUUCACCACCAUCGGUUACGGCAACAUCGCGCCGAGCACCAGCGCCGGCCGGGCAGCGACCAUCGCUUACGCGUUAUUUGGCAUUCCACUGCUGCUCAUGGUACUGGCAGACCUCGGAAAGCUGUUCACGCGCCUCAUCAAACUCGCCUUCUCGACCAUCCGGCGCUUCUACAACACCAAGAACAUGCGCAGCCUGCGUAGGGCCAGCCGCAGGGCCUCCAGAGCACCGGGACAGAUUCUUGUGGCCUGGAGGACCAAGGCGGCCUACUCGUCGUACCCACCCAGAGAGCGCAUCCGGCGCUCACGUGGCCGCUUACGGACGGAGGUCGCCGACGAGGCCGCGGCUGAGGCGCCGGUGCCGGUGUCGCUGGCGCUGCUUUUCCUCCUGGCCUACAUGACGCUGGGCGCGCUCAUGUUCUCGCUCUGGGAGGGCUGGAGCUUCUUCGAGGCAUUCUACUUCGUGUUCGUGUCCAUGAGCACCAUCGGCUUCGGAGACUACGUGCCGCAGCAGCCCGCGUUCAUGAUGGCCGCGUUUUUGUACCUCUUGUUCGGCCUCGCACUCACUUCCAUGUGCAUUACAGUAAUACAGGAAAAACUAGCGGCCACCUUCCAAAAGGCUCGGGCCCAGAUCGGCGUUUCGCUGGGACUGGGAGACGCCAGCGGCCUGCUGGGUGGCGCCUAUAUGGAGACGGCGCACCAUGGACCACUCCUGAACGCCGAGCCCGUUUAAGGACCCGGGUCUGGUACAUUGAUGGUCUCGGUAAUGCAGCGCGGAAACCGGCUUCUGGGGCGCUAUAACGUAAAACUAUUCCAAACUUUUCUAUUCCAAUUCUGCAAUCAGCCCUUCGCGAUUGGUCAAAAACUUUUUUGAACCACCCCCACUUCACCUGUCUGUCACGCGACGUCACGAAAACCACGAUAGCUCCCCCAUCUGAUAUGACGUGUAUACACUGAUUGUGCGUGAUUUGACCGAGCAAAAGAAAAAUAAUUAUUUCUGAUUCGACGCCUUUUUUGCCAUUAGCCCUCGGCUGUUAGUCGACAGUUUUCGGGCUGCACCCACUUCACCUGCCUCUCACGAGACGUCACAAAACCGCAAAAACAUACCACGUCCAAGUGACGCGUACGCGUUAAAGAUGCAUUAAUAUGCCGAACAAAACGGAAUUUUCUUCUGAAUAGCAGCAGGCUGCCCCGUUCCGAAAGGAAUAAAAAAUGGCUGUCACCGAUCGCUCAGGCACUGGCUACUGGCACCUGCCGGAGAGCAUGGGUUUAUUUGCGUGUAAAAAAACCUUUUUGCGUGGCCGUGUAACGUUUUGGAGCACUUUCAGCACGUUUACGACCUCGUUCUGCCAACUCUUCUUUGCUGAGGAUCCGUUUUAGAGACAUUCUUAACCUUCCGUUGCAUGUCGCCGCGAUUGUCGACGAGCCACCGCAAGCUAAGUAAGGGAAAGCGGACCAAUCGCAGACGCCGGCACCAUGCUCCUUAUCCGGUUAUCGAUUUUCAGCGCACUGGCUCGGCCCCAUCGAAUCCCUCUUCGCUUGAACGUGCUCCUUGCCUCUUGUCAGCCAAUUAGAUACGACAAGCCCCUCAGUGUAGGCAAUGUUAUUCGUUUUUCAAGCAAACAAAAGUGACCUCCUAUGAACGACGAGAGCGUUUGAUUGGUCUGUUCAGACAACCCUGCGGGUGACCACCCGAUGCUUGCGUCGUCGGUUACGCAAAUUUGACGUCAGGAGAUUGGAAUAAAAACAUAUUGGAAUAGUUUUACGUUAUAGGGUCCCAGUUGUACGAAACUUGUCGCAACGUGCUUAUCAUUUGGACGUCACACGGCAACACUGUACACUGCUUGCAGUGCAAGUUUCGUUCUCUUCGUGAGCUUUUCGAUAUAUAGAGGCGGUGUGUUCAUCGCAAAAAUAAUUAAUGUCAUCAUAGCUCAAGUACAAUGAAAUAACUUGGCGAGAUAAGAUCACUUUAUUAUUAUUACUUACACAAGAAGCACCAAAAGCAUGAUGCAAGAGCUUAUCAUUUGCUUUUAUAUAGUAAAGGCUAGCAUUGCAAGAACUUUGCGCAGACGGUA